GAACACGACUAGACUUUUUCCUUUCUAGACAACCAAACAACCAAAAACAAACCCAGAGAAAGUGAAAGAAAAUUAGAUACAGAUAAAUAUACAUAAACCAAAAGAAAAAUUAUUAGGGAGAAAAAGAAAUGAAGCACAUUUUCAAGAAAUUACAUAUAGGAAGUGGUCAUGAGCCAAACCACCGACCGGACGAGACUCCUUCACCAUCACAAUCUUGCAGCUCCGAUCACCGUACUUCCUCCGUCAAUGCUCCCGCGAGUCCUCCUUCAACGUCUUCGUCACCAGUAAUUGCCACGACGAUUGUUACUUCUUCGGCGAUGAAUAAUAAUAAUAAUAGCACUAAUAAUAAUGAUAAUAAUACUAACAACAAUAAUAAUAAUAAUAAUAAUAAUCGUACGGAUUACUAUGCUUCAGAGGAAGAUUACCAGAUACAGCUAGCGCUGGCGCUGAGUGCGAGCGCGUCGAAUUCGGAGUUUAGAGAAGAUCACGAAAAUGAUCAGAUCAGAGCAGCGACGCUGUUGAGUUUGGGAAAUCAUAAUAAUCAUACUCAUAAUCCUACUCAUCGGAUCGAUAUGCCCAGGAAUAAAGGAGAGCUUGCUGCUGAGGCCUUGUCUAGGCAAUACUGGGAAUACAAUGUGCUGGACUAUGAAGAGAAAGUAAUGGAUGGUUUUUAUGAUGUGUUCUCCAGAAGUCCAGUAGUCCAAGCAAAAAUGCCAUCUCUCACAGAACUAGAAACAAACCCUGGGAGUUCUAGUUUUGAAGCAGUAGUAAUAAACCGAGCAAUGGAUCAUGCAUUGGAAGAGUUGGUCCAAGUUGCACAAUGUAUUGCUCUAGAUUGCCCUGCUACAGAUGUUGGCAUUUUAGUACAGCGACUGGCAGAAGUUGUCACAGGACAUAUGGGUGGGCCAGUAAAGGAUGCUAAUAUAAUGUUGGCAAGGUGGAUGGAAAGAAGCACAGAUUUGAGGAAAUCUCUCCACACAAGUGCAUUGCCUAUUGGGUCGAUAGAUAUUGGUUUGUCUCGCAUCGGGCUUUACUUUUAAGGUCAGACUUAUGUAUUGGCUGACAAUAUAAGGUUUCCUUGCCGGCUGGUGAAGGGUAGCCAUUACACUGGUAUAGAGGAUGAUGCUAUCAACAUAAUAAAGUUAGAAGAUGAGAGGGAGUUUUUGGUUGAUCUCAUGGCAGAUCCUGGGACACUAAUACCAGCUGAUGUUCUGAGUGCAAAAGACACUACCUUUAAAUCAUAUAAUCCAAACAUAAAUAUAAUCGCCGGUCUUCAGUCUCCUAAUGAGUCUGAAAUUAUUUAUACAAGAUCAAGCCCAUCAUUUGGUGAAGGCAGUAGUCAGAACUCUUCAAUGGAUGGUAGUUUGCCUCUGGAUAGAAGGUCAAGUAAUGAAACUGCAGAAUCCUUGGCUUCAUUCUCUGGUGCUAGUUCCAAUGUUGGUGUUGGUUCUUCUGGAGGACCUAGUAAAGUAGCUUCUUCUAAUCAACAUGGUAAUAUUUCCUCCUUGGCUAUUGGGUACAAGGGGGGUCGUGGAACCCAUGCAGUUGCUGAUGCUGUGCGGAUGAAUGUCAAUGUGAUUCCAUAUGGUCAAAAUAGCUUGGAGGAUUCUAGAAACCUUUUUUCAGAUCUUAAUCCAUUCCAGAUCAAAGGAACAGGCAAAAGUUUCAUGCAUAACAAACCUGCUGAGAAUAAAGUUGAGGACUUUCAUGGGCAGAAAGAUAAUCUCCUUCCUGGUCGACCCCCUGCACCAUUGAAGUGGAAAAAUCGAUAUGCAUAUAAUGAAGUCCCUAGGAAAAAAGAAUAUGAUUAUAUAGAGGGUCUCUUUCCAGGCAUUUCUCGUGAACCAAAUGGCUAUAAUCAGUCAUCUUUGGCUUCAUCAAGUUCUACUAUGUCUGAGAAGGUAUAUCCUCAGGGUCUCAACUCAUCCAGUAGUUCAAAUACGUCCAGCAGAGAUGGUGAUGCUUGGAAUUCUUCUAGUGGUACCAAUUCAGCUUUGGCAUCUGGCAUGAAUCAAUGCUACAAGUCAUCUUUAGUUGAGGAAGCAAACUCAGACUUCAAAGAAGAAAGUCCUAGGGAUGCAAAGAAUUUCCAAAAUGAUGCAGAAGUGACCAUUAGAGAUGAUGAAAAUAAUGAAAUUGGUUUCCAAGAUCGUAGAAAGUGCACGCAUGACAGAUUUAUGGGGAUCAAUCUGAAACUAAAAGAAAGUUCUAGCUCAUCAAUUGAUUCCGGCAAAAACAAGGUUGAUCAAAUAUUUGAUGAUGUAGAUGUGGGUGAGUGUGAAAUUCCUUGGGAAGAUCUGGAUCUUGGUGAGAGGAUUGGACUAGGUUCAUAUGGGGAAGUCUAUCAUGCUGACUGGAAUGGCACGGAGGUUGCUGUGAAGAAAUUUUUAGACCAGGAUUUCUCAGGUGCUGCUUUAGCUGAAUUCAAAAGAGAAGUGCGAAUAAUGCGGAGAUUACGCCAUCCAAAUGUUGUUCUCUUUAUGGGUGCUGUUACACGCCCUCCGAAUCUCUCUAUCAUUUCGGAGUUUCUUCCUAGGGGGAGUUUGUAUCGGAUUCUUCAUCGUCCUCACUGUCAAAUUGAUGAGAAGCGUAGAAUUAAGAUGGCUCUCGAUGUGGCAAGGGGUAUGAAUUGCUUGCAUUCCAGUAUACCUACAAUUGUUCACCGGGAUUUGAAGUCACCAAAUCUUUUGGUUGAUAAAAACUGGAAUGUGAAGGUUUGUGAUUUUGGGUUAUCACGCUUGAAGCAUAACACCUUUUUGUCAUCCAAAUCAACUGCAGGAACACCUGAGUGGAUGGCACCAGAAGUUCUCCGUAAUGAACCCUCAAAUGAGAAGUGUGAUGUAUAUAGUUUUGGGGUCAUUCUUUGGGAGCUUGCUACGCUAAGAUUGCCAUGGAGUGGGAUGAAUCCAAUGCAAGUUGUGGGUGCAGUUGGUUUCCAGAAUCGUCGCCUCGAAAUUCCCAAGGAUAUCGACCCUAAAGUCGCAAUGAUAAUUUGGCAAUGUUGGCAGUCGUAA
Messenger RNA from Ricinus communis (castor bean), 3014 nucleotides. Its product is annotated as serine/threonine-protein kinase EDR1-like. Gene Ontology annotation, molecular function: ATP binding; protein kinase activity. The record is from RefSeq and is a predicted model, not a curated record. Lineage: Eukaryota; Viridiplantae; Streptophyta; Magnoliopsida; Malpighiales; Euphorbiaceae. Gene Ontology annotation, biological process: protein phosphorylation.